AUGGCUCAAGUGGAAGUGUCUGCCCUGCCUGUGGAAACCGAGGAGUCCUCGGAGAGCAGGAUGGUGGUGACGUUCCUCGUGUCUGCUCUGGAGUCCAUGUGCAAAGAGUUGGCCAAGUCCAAAGCAGAAGUGGCCUGCAUUGCCAUGUAUGAGACAGACGUGUUUGUCGUUGGAACCGAGAAAGGACGUGCUUUUGUCAACGCCAGGACGGAUUUACAGAAGGAUUUUGCAAAAUACUGCAUUGCCGAAGGGGCGGAGGCCAAGCCCCCAUGCCCAGCGAACAGGAUGCAGAUCGAUUCAGGAGAAAUGGAAAUACUCAGAAAAGCGGUCGAGGACUAUUUCUGCUUUUGUUACGGUAAAGCCUUGGGGACAACGGCAAUGGUGCCUGUUCCGUACGAGAAGAUUCUGCGAGACCCUGGGGCUGUGGUCGUGCAGGGGCUUCCAGAAGGCAUGGCCUUUCAACAUCCUGAGAACUAUGGUCUCGCCACCCUGAAAUGGAUCUUGGAGAACAAAGCGGGGAUUUCUUUCAUCAUAAACAGACCUUUCCUAGGUCCAGCGAGUCAGCUAGGUGGGCCUGUGGUGGACGCAGAUGCUAAGAGGUCGGUGACAUCGCCAAGCGAAAGCUGUGGCCCCAUCAGUGUGAAAACUGAGCCGAUGGAAGAUACGGGCACGGCGGGGAAAGAGGUGGCUGUGUCGGUCAAGAAGGAAUCGGAAGAUCCUAAUUACUAUCGAUAUAACAUACAAGGCACUCACCAUCCUUGUGCAAGCGGCGAAGUAAUAGAAAUGGAAUUACCAAUGGAAGAUUCCAUUCCGCGUGUCACUUCAGAAACGGGUGAGGACCCCGAGGCCGAGGUGAAAAUUGAAGGAAGCACAAAUUCAUCCAGUAUUACAAAUUCUGCGGCAGGUGUGGAAGAUCUUAACAUUGUUCAGGUGACAAUUCCAGAUAACGAGAAGGAAAGAUUAUCCAGCAUUGAAAAGAUAAAACAACUAAGGGAACAAGUCAAUGACCUCUUUAGCCGAAAAUUUGGUGAAGCCAUCGGGGUGGACUUCCCUGUGAAAGUUCCCUACAGGAAGAUCACAUUCAACCCUGGCUGUGUGGUUAUCGACGGCAUGCCCCCGGGCGUGGUCUUCAAAGCCCCUGGUUACCUAGAAAUCAGCUCCAUGAGAAGGAUCUUGGACGCCGCAGAAUUUAUCAAAUUCACAGUCAUUAGACCGCUUCCAGGCCUGGAGCUUAGCAAUG
Molecule: messenger RNA, 1240 nt
Organism: Odobenus rosmarus divergens (Pacific walrus)
Lineage: Eukaryota; Metazoa; Chordata; Mammalia; Carnivora; Odobenidae
Product: GTF2I repeat domain containing 2B
Exons: 15
Cellular component (GO): nucleus
Source: RefSeq, a predicted model, not a curated record